AUGGCCAGUGAAAAAAGUAAUGAAGAAAUAGGAAACAUGCCAAUCAUACCGGACUACCUAUUCUCCAACAUCCUGAAUUACACUAAUUUAAUUCGCGAUAAUGCCACCAAAUACGCGCCCACCUCACUGAGUCCUCUACAAAGAAAAUACGAAAACCUGGAAGAGGACACUGGUCCUGUAGGGGCCUUACUGGCAUCCAAGGCUUUUGUACAAUUGGCCUUUACACCAUUAGUGGGAUAUUUGACGCAAGUUUUUGAUUGCAGCCUUCCUUUACUUGUUGGAUCUUGCAAUAUGUUAGUUGCAGCGAUAUGUAAGCUUAUCUAA
Molecule: messenger RNA, 324 nt
Organism: Ceutorhynchus assimilis (cabbage seed weevil)
Lineage: Eukaryota; Metazoa; Arthropoda; Insecta; Coleoptera; Curculionidae
Source: the annotation of a GenBank genome assembly